GAUCCAAGGCUGGAGAAUUUAAAGCCAGCAAAGGAUGGUUUGAUAAAUGUAGAAAGCUAUUUGGCUUUAAAAAUGCCAAGACAUCGGGAGAAGCAUCUUCUGGCAACAAGAGGCAGCAGAUGAAUUCCCAGAUGCAUUAAGAAAAUCACUGAGGAAAAAGGAUAUCCAUGAGAAACAGGAAAAUCUAAAAGCUGCACAGCAAGAACUGUUGGAGAUGUUUUUUGUGUCAUCGUCCUCAUCGCCUAUGUGUCCAUCACAUAGAACAUCGUGGGCAAGACCUGUACUGAAGAGGACAGCCUGUCCUUACGUAGGCAUAAGGGAUAUCAUCAGCAUUGAGAAGACUGGAGAGAAUUUCCAUCUGAUCUGUGACACCAAGGGUCGUUUUGCCAUUCAUCGUAUUACACCUGAGGAGGCCAAGUACAAGUUAAUGCAAAGUGAGAAGGAUGUUUGUGGGCACAAAAGGAAUCCCUCACCUGGUCACCCAUACCAUCCUUACCCUGAUCCCCUCAUCAAGGUGAAUGACACCAUUCAAAUUGAUUUGGAGACUGGCAAGAUGACUGAUUUCAUCAAAUUUGAUACUGGUACCAUGUGCAUGGUGACUGGAGGUGCUAACCUGGGAAGAAUUGGUGAGAUCACCAACAGGGAGAGACAUCCUGGUUCUUUCGAUGUAGUCCAUGUGAAAGAUGCCAAUGGCAACAGCUUCACCACCCAGCUCUCCAACAUUUUCGUUAUCGGCAAAGGCAACAAACCAUGGAUCUCUCUUCCCCGUGAAAGGGUAUCCGCCUUACCAUUGCUGAGGAGAGAGACAAGAGACUGGCAGCCAAAUAGAGCAGUGGAUAAAAUGAUCUGUAGGUGACGUGAUUGGAAAAGUCUUUAUACUUAAUUAAUGAAAGAUUAUUGCAUUAUGGAGUUCCUGUCAUGGCUCAGUGUUUAACGAAUCCGAAUAGGAACCAUGAGGUCGCAGGUUUGAUCCCUGGCUUCUCUCAGUAGGUUAAGGAUCCAACGUUGCCUUGAGCUGUGGUGUAGGUCGCAGACUUGGAUCGGAUCUGGUGCUGCUGUGGCUGUGGUGUAGUCUGGUGGCUAUAGCUCCAACUGAACCUCCACAUGCCAUAGGUGCAGCCCUAGAAAAGGCAAAAAGACAAAAAAGAAAAAAAAUUACUACAUUAAAAAAAUGUAAGUAUAUGGCAUAUUAAAUAACUAUGUUUUUACAUUAGAAUAAUUUAGAGUUGGGUAAAAAAGGAAGGAUUUAAUGGGGACUUAGAAAGAAAACUGAUGGGGACUUAGAAAAAUAUUCUUCAGGUUUGUCACUUGUGGAAACAACUUCGUUUACUACCUAAUUGAUUUGUACACCCAACAUCUAGAUUUUGGAUUCUACUAAGCUCCUUUAAAAAAAAAAAAAAGUCUUUUUAAAGUAUAACCAAUUCCAGGAAUUCCCAUUGUGGCUCUU
Sus scrofa (pig) is the source of this 1447-nucleotide messenger RNA. Lineage: Eukaryota; Metazoa; Chordata; Mammalia; Artiodactyla; Suidae. The record is from RefSeq and is a predicted model, not a curated record.